AGACAGACGGUUGGACACUUGGCCUGGCCAUGGGGCUCAGUGGGGGACAGUCUCGGCUGCUGAUGCCGCUGUUGCUGCUGCUGACCCGCCUCCAGCCCAGGGCAGGCCUGGAGCACAUCAGCUAUGUGCCCCAGCUCUCAAAUGCCACUCUGGCGGGGACAGUCACUCAGUCCACCUUCACCCUGGAGCAGCCGCGGGGCCAGUUCAGUCACCUCAACAUCUCCGACUUUGACGCCAUCUGGCUGGUGGUGGCCCACAGUGAUGCCACCCAGAACUUCACUGCCCCACAGAGGGUGAAGGACAGCCCGGUCCCCGCCGACUUCCCCCAGGAGGGCUACUACCUCACGCUGACGGCCAAGCGGGCACUCUACCCGGGCGGCCAGCCCGGCAACCAGCUCCGGGUCCUCCGCGUCGGCAACAACACACACUGUUCUCCGAGGACGAGGGGCUGCAACCACCCCCUGCCGGGCCCGGGCCCCUACCAAGUGAAGUUCCUGGUGAUGAGUGACAGGGGACCAGUGGCUGACACAGAGUGGUCCAGUGAGACCCACCUGCAGCAAGCCCAGGCCCUCCAGGCUGCCCCAGGGCCCCAGAGCACGGGCACUGUGGUCAUCAUUACCAUCCUGUCAGUCCUGCUGGCCAUCCUCCUCACCGCCCUCCUGGCCCUGCUCAUCUACACCUGCUACAACACCUGUGGGAGCAUGCCCAUUUCGGGCCCAGGGGAGUCAGUGGGUGUGAGAAGAUAUAACACCCACCAUAUGUUCAGCCCUCCAGCCGUGGGGGGCUCCUGA
Molecule: messenger RNA, 791 nt
Organism: Diceros bicornis minor
Lineage: Eukaryota; Metazoa; Chordata; Mammalia; Perissodactyla; Rhinocerotidae
Product: uroplakin-3b-like protein 1
Exons: 6
Coding region: 30-791 (253 amino acids)
Source: RefSeq, a predicted model, not a curated record